This is a messenger RNA of Eutrema salsugineum, 2181 nucleotides long. RefSeq lists its product as uncharacterized. The record is from RefSeq and is a predicted model, not a curated record. The transcript has 3 exons. Bases 1 to 2181 code for a protein of 726 amino acids. NCBI's taxonomy places the organism in Eukaryota, Viridiplantae, Streptophyta, Magnoliopsida, Brassicales, Brassicaceae.
AUGGUUGACUUAAGACCGAUAAGCCUCUGCUCAAUCAUAUAUAAAACAGUGUCGAAGAUUCUUGUCAAACGACUUCAACUGUGGCUAGAGAUAAUUGUGUCACCAAACCAGUCAGCAUUUGUUGUGGAGAGGCUUAUCUCAGACAAUAUGCUCAUCACUCAUGAUAUGGUCCACGCCCUAAGAACUGAUCCGAGAGUCUCCCUGGAAGAUAUGGUAAUUAAAACUGAUAUGUCUAAGGCAUAUGAUCGCAUCGAGUGGGAUUAUCUCCAAGCUUUGCUUCUUGCACUUGGUUUUCACAACAAAUUCAUUAGCUGGAUAAUAUUCUAUGUGCGAUCAGUAACAUACUCUGUGUUGAUCAAUGGUGAAGCCCAUAAUAUGAUCAAACCGGAAUGUGAAUUACGCCAAGGUGAUCACUUGUCACCUUUUCUUUUUGAUAUGUGCACGGAGUGCCUUUCUUUCUUGAUGGCGAAGGCAGCAUCAGAUAAACGAUUACAUGGCAUCCAAUUUUCAGUGCAAGGACCGGCUGUACACCAUCUUCUUUUUGCGAAUGAUUUCCUAAUCUUAUGUAAGGCUAAUAAGGAAGAAAGUGAUCAAAUCUUUGGCGUUCUUAAGGAAUACGAGCGUGUAUCAGGGCAACUGAUAAACUUCAACAAAUCUUCUAUUACUUUCGGAAGUUCUGUUGAUGAGGCUAUCAAACUGCGCAUCAAAGACAAACUGGGCAUAGUCAACAAAGGAGGUGCCGGAAAAUAUCUGGGACUCCCAGAAUUUUUUAGUGGCUCUAAGAAGGAAAAGCUUAGUUAUAUUGGGGAAAACAUGAAGUCUCAGUUUCAAGGUGGGUAUGGAAGAUUUUUAUCCCAAGGUGGCAAGGAAGUACUGAAAUCAGUGGUCAUGUCCAUGCCAGUCUAUGCUAUGUCGGUCUUCAGAUUGCCUAAGACUACAUGUAAAAAUUUAACAAGUGCUAUGUCCAGCUAUUGGUGGAAUGCUCAGGAAGACAAGAAGAAAAUUUGUUGGGCGUCUUUGGAAAAACUUUGUUUGGAAAAGGACAUUGGUAGACUUGGUUUCAAAGAGAUUGAGCUGUUUAAUCAGACAUUGCUCGCCAAACAAGCUUGGAGAUUACUAACUUGUCCUAAAAGUUUAUGCUCAAGGGUACUUCAGAGUCGCUGGAUAGUGGACGAGACUCCUAGGACUCCAUUUCGAAGAGCUCUGUUUUGGGACUUGAACCUAAAAGUGAACACGCUGAUCGACCCUCAAUCAAAGACUUGGGAUAGGGGGAAGCUUGAAGAGAUCUUUGUUCCUGGGGACAUUGACAUCAUUAUGAAACAGAGACCUGCAGUUGGAAGGAAACUCAAGCCUUCGAAUGCUAUGAAGGAAGCUCUAGCCAUGCCCUCAAUCAAUCCUCUAAAAAGCAAGGUUUGGUCCGUGAAAACAUCUCCAAAGAUCAAGAUGUUCAUGUGGAAAGCUUUAUCUGGGGCCCUAAGUGUGGACGAUGGUUUACAGAACAGAGGAAUAAAAGUUGAUGGUAUGUAUCAAGUUUGCGGCCAAGAAGGUGAAUCUAUCAAUCAUGUGUUGUUUGAGUGCACUGUGGCGAGGCAAGUAUGGGCUCAGGCGAACUUCCCCUUUCCCUUAGAAGGUUUUCAACAUUCGUCUAUAUAUGAGAACUUUGCACACUUGUUUCGAUGCUUAGAUGAUAAGGAUAUUCCAAAGGAAAUAAGUCGAGGUUUUCCCUGGAUUUUAUGGCAAAUUUGGAAGAACAGGAAUGCAUUAUUAUAUGAAGGAAGAUCUUUUACAGCAGUUGAUACAGCUGGGAAAAUCUGGGAAGGUUCAAAUCAGUGGUUUGUAUUGCAGAACAAUGAUGGGAGGGUUGUAAUGGAGGGAGAUGGCUCACAAGUUAUGGAGCCUAAGUGGAAACCCCCUGAUGCAGAGUAUUUAAAAUGCAACAUUGGAAUAGCUUGGUCGAGAAGAAAUCAAAUUGCUGCUGCUGUUUGGAUAAUACAGAACUCUGUCGGCAAAGUUCUUCUUCACAAUCAACGAUCCUUUACCACGAUAACCAACCUGAAUGAAGCAAAAGUCAUGGGUAAUCUUUGGGCUAUUGAAAGCAUGUGUAGCAAUCACAUUCAUAAUUGCAUUUUUGGAUCAGAAGUUGCAGAGUUGAUUGGAGCUAUUGAAAAGCCAAAAUUAUAG